GCCGAGCGUGACGCGCGUCCGCCGCCGCCGCCGCCGCCGCAGCCCGCGUGUGUGAGUGAGAAAAUGGCGACGUUGAUUUUCCUACUGCCGCUGCUAGCGCCGAUCGAUUCGCCGGCUGCGACGCAAAAACGACGCGACAAAAUUCGAGCCUUCACAAUGUCAGGAGACAAGGACGAACUGGUGCAGCGCGCCAAGUUGGCCGAGCAGGCCGAGAGGUACGACGACAUGGCCGCGGCGAUGAAGUCGGUAACCGAGACCGGCGUCGAGCUGUCGAACGAGGAGCGCAACCUGCUCUCUGUCGCUUACAAGAACGUCGUCGGGGCGAGGCGCAGCUCGUGGCGCGUCAUAUCGUCCAUCGAGCAGAAGACCGAGGGCUCCGAGCGCAAACAGCAGAUGGCCAAGGAGUACAGGGAAAAGGUCGAGAAGGAGCUGCGCGAGAUCUGUUACGACGUUCUCGGUCUUCUCGACAAGUACCUGAUCCCUAAGGCGAGCAAUGCCGAAAGCAAAGUUUUCUACCUCAAGAUGAAAGGCGAACUUAGGUAUCUCGCAGAAGUCGCCACCGGUGAAACCCGAAAUGCAGUGGUGGAGGACUCUCAAAAGGCGUACCAGGAGGCAUUCGACAUCGCUAAGGCAAAGAUGCAGCCGACCCAUCCGAUAAGGCUUGGUUUGGCUCUCAACUUUUCCGUGUUCUAUUACGAGAUCAUCAACUCGCCGGCUAGGGCCUGCCACCUGGCGAAGCAGGCGUUCGACGACGCGAUUGCCGAGCUCGACACACUCAACGAGGAUAGUUACAAGGACUCGACGUUGAUAAUGCAGCUGCUGCGCGACAACCUGACCCUGUGGACCAGCGACACGCAGGGCGACGGAGACGAGCCACAAGAGGGCGGCGACAACUAACCCUCAUAAAUUCUCAUUUUACGCGCGCGCGAGAGCCCAUUAAUUGAGAGGAGAAGCAAAACAAGAAGAAAAAACCAUGAAAAAUGAUAUAAAUCCUCGGACCUCCUCGAUUCCCUUCCCUCCCCUGGCUUUCACACUACCUACCACCAACAACUUUUAACCUUGGUUCCUCUAUAUUUCAUUUCUCACCUUAUCAAACAAAUUCAAAGAGAAUAUGAAAAACCAAAUGGUGUUUUUUCCGUACGUACCAUAUUUACCACACCGCACAUACAUAUCGAGAUAAAGGCUGUAUUUCCAUGCUCACACUAAAAGUUCGCCCAGCUAAUCAAAUUCGUAUGAUUUUAAUGUGUUGGUGCGUGUGUGUAAACGUGUUAAAUGCAGUUUCCGACUCUGCAUAUUCCCCCCGUUUCUCCUAGUCCCUUCAUUGUGAAUAAAGAUAAAUUGGUGAAAAAAAAAUCCAUCCGCACUCUCUUUCUCUUUCUCAUUGUAACACGCAACAAAUUCACAAACAAGUAAUACACGCAAUCACGUAAAAAAACUCGAAGCCUUCCUCUUUUCCGGCAUUUUCUCCCGGUUAAAACACCUCAAUUUCUUCCAUCUCUCUCCUCCCCUGUUCUUUCUCAUUCACAACUUUCUACAACACGAUGGGAAUGAACAUGUUCUCUCUCUCUCUCUCUCUCUCUCUCUCUCUCUCUCUCUCUCUCCUCUCUUCUCUCUCUCUCUCUCUCUCUCUCUCUCUCUCUCUCUCUCUCUCACUCACUCACUCUCUCUUUCUCUCUCUCACUCUCUCUUUCUUUUGUUUCUGCUCCAUCUCGCUUCGUCUCUUCUUUCCGUGCGCCGAGAAAGCAGAGGCCGAGCGACAAUCAUCGGCUAUUCGAAAGAGAAGGACGUUAAAGAAGAAUAAGGGAUUGAGAGAAAGGCUGAUUUACACACUCAUAAGAAUCGUUUUACACAAACACACAUCUAAAAAUAGUUUCCUUGUAAUAUUAUUGAAAACGCUGUCAUAAUGACAAUCGAUUUCAUUUCUCACAUGAUGUACGUGAAAGAGAGAAAGCAAAGAAGCAAGCGGGCAGAGGGAUGACGCGUGUGCAGGUGAAGGAAGAAGCAACGAGAGAAUAGAUUUAUAUAUUAGCGCU
This is a messenger RNA of Phymastichus coffea, 2033 nucleotides long. RefSeq names its product 14-3-3 protein zeta (gene 14-3-3zeta). Gene Ontology annotation, cellular component: cytoplasm. NCBI's taxonomy places the organism in Eukaryota, Metazoa, Arthropoda, Insecta, Hymenoptera, Eulophidae. Gene Ontology annotation, biological process: signal transduction. The record is from RefSeq and is a predicted model, not a curated record.